This is a messenger RNA of Sipha flava (yellow sugarcane aphid), 2320 nucleotides long. RefSeq names its product Bardet-Biedl syndrome 2 protein homolog. Bases 1 to 2073 code for a protein of 690 amino acids. The record is from RefSeq and is a predicted model, not a curated record. Gene Ontology annotation, biological process: non-motile cilium assembly. Gene Ontology annotation, cellular component: ciliary basal body; BBSome; motile cilium. Gene Ontology annotation, molecular function: protein binding. The transcript is spliced from 13 exons. Lineage: Eukaryota; Metazoa; Arthropoda; Insecta; Hemiptera; Aphididae.
AUGGCUGUUCCUUUAUUUUCAUUACAGUUGAGACAUAGUAUAAUACCACGUUUAGUUACAAUUGGUAAAUAUGAUGGAUCGCAUUAUUGCGUAACAGCAGCAACGUCUGAAAAUAAGAUUUUAAUUCAUAGUCCACACAAGCCAGAGAAGGACAUUUCUUAUUUGAAUAUUAAUCAAAAGAUUACAGCCUUAUUAGCAGGAAAAGCUAUUCCAAAUGAUGAAAAAGACAUUCUUGUUGUAGGUACUGUUGGUAGCGUGUUGGCUUAUAAUGUAGAUCUUAACAGUGAUUUAUUCUAUAAAGAGAUACCUGAUGGCGUUGCAGCAAUUUCUAUUGGUAAAUUAAGUUCCAUGAAAGAUCCAGCAAUUAUUAUUGGUGGUAAUUGUUCAAUUCAAGCGUUUGAUUAUAAAGGUAAUGAAAUCCUUUGGACGGUAACAGGUGACAACGUCAGAUCUAUAAUUGUCAUGGAUGUAGAUUUAGAUGGAUCUAAUGAGAUACUUGUUGGUUCUGACGAUUAUGAAAUUAGGGAAUUUAAAGAUGAUAUAAUUGUAAAUGAAAUAUCUGAAACCUCAUCAAUUUGUUCGUUGAUUCAUUUUUCACCAGGAAGAUUUGCGUACGCAUUAGAUAAUGGCACUGUUGGUGUGUACGACAAAUUUCGACGAGUAUGGAGAGUAAAGUCUAAAAGUUCAGUGAAUUUCCUCGAAAAAUAUGAUUUGGAUGGAGAUGGUAAAGAAGAACUGAUAACUGGAUGGUCAAAUGGAAAAGUAGAUGCACGAAACUCUAUUACCGGGGAAGUAAUUUUUAGAGAUGUAUUAUCAACAAGCAUAGCUGGUAUAGUUGUCGGAGAUUAUAGAAGGGCAGGAAAGUGUCAAAUGAUUGUAAUUUCAACUACCGGUGAAGUCAGAGGAUAUGAUAAUACAAGUUUAAAAGUGGAAUCAGGUGUUCAAACUAAUGUUGUUCAUGAUCUUUUACAAAAAAGACAAAUAUUGAUGGCUGAGUUAAAUAACUAUACGAAAGCUUCUCACGAAGGGCAUGGUAUUCCAGGAGAUACACGGCUUAUUACUGAAGUGUCUGUUUCAGAAGAAACCAUUGAUCCAUGUGUAUUAUUAAAAUUGUCAACUAACAAUUCAAUGAUUUUAAAAGCAGUGACAAUAUUUGCUGAAGGCAUUUUCGAAGAUGAAACUCAGGUUAUACAUCCGAAAAGAGAUAAUGUUUCGUCUGAAUUGAAUAUUUCUUUGAUACCCCCAAAAGAUAUAUUAUUAGAUAUUCACAUUCGAGCUUUUGUAGGAUCAAGUGUGGAUAUUGAUCAAUUUCAUGUAUUUGAACUUACUCGACAACUCCCAAAAUUUUCAAUGUAUUUAUUGGUUAAUUAUCCAGAAAAUGAGGAUGUCUUACAAAGUUAUGUCAAAUUUCGCUUAGUUGAAAGAGUGCAAAGGUUGGAUUUAUGGUUAAGUCAAAAUUUUAUUGUGCCACAAACAACUCCUGUAAAAAGUGAUGGUCAACACUUUUGGAAGAUAGCAAUCAAGUCUUUGAGAGAUUCUUCACUUACCUGCAUCACAUUUGAAAAAGAAAUGAUGAGUAUAUUCUCUGAGAAUAUAAACCUUACAGCCGAUAUUAUACAGUCGCUAGCAUCAUAUCUAAACCUUGAUCAGAUUGAUUCUUUAGCAGAAUUUCCCAAAGUCCUCGAUGAUUUAUGGAGAAAUAUGCAAACCGUGAAGACACUUCAGCAAAACUCGAUUAAAUUAAAUACGUCAAUAGCCGAUAGUUCAACUUUGUUAAAAAAUCUUAUUGUACAAGCAGAAGACUUUCGACUUUUAAAUGAUGUAUUUAAUAUGGAAAAAUGCUUGAAUGAGAUUUACCUUAUUGAUAAACAAAUGAUUCAAAAUCAUCAAGUCACAUGUGAAAACCAUGAGCAAUUAUUAGCAACUUUAAAGAAAAUUAAUACAAUUAUUCAAAAUGCGUCUCGAAUUAGAGUGAACAAUAACAAAACCGAAAUCAUAACUACUUAUCGGCAGGCCGUGGCGUCAGAAAAUAUGACCAUUUUGAAAAAACUUAUAGAAUCCGGAAAUAAAUAAGUGAAUAUAUAAUUGAAUUGUUCAAAACUAACAAAAAUGUAAUUUUUUGAUGUAAAAAGUACUACCAAAGUAUGUAUUCAUAUGUUAUAUUAAGACACUUGUUAUACAAAUUAUAUUCAAAAGAACUACAAAAAAGAAAUAUGUAUAGAACAAUAAUCACGUCAUAUGGAGAUAAUUAUGAAUAAAUGUUACUUAUGUAUCUAAAGAAUACACAUAUACAUAUCCUAAGAUUAAAUAUUAUUAUUAA